AUGGUGGUGAAAAUGAAACAGAUCAUGCGGUGGCCGCCGUGGCCUCCGCUCUUCGCCGUCAAAUUCGACGUGGUCGUCGUCGUCCACAAACUCGAGGGUCUGGAUUCUGUCGGCGAUUGCGAUAGUACUACCGUUGGUGAUCAGAGUCUGAGGAGAGGCACGACGAGGAAGAAACCGGUCGUUGAGAUCAAAUGGAAAGGACCCAAAACCGUUACUCUCAAACGCUCCGUCGUACGGAAUUUCACCGAGGAAGGCGGAUUUCGCGGCGACGGCGUCGUCGAGUGGAACGAAGAGUUUAAGAGGGUUUGCGAAUUCUCUGUUUACAAAGAAGGAGAGUUUCUUCCAUGGCUCGUUUCUUUCACCGUCUUUAAUGGACUGAAUCAAGGAUCGAAGGAGAAAGUUCGUAGCUUUGGAAAGGCAUCACUGAACAUUGCAGAGUACUUUUCAUUGAUGAAAGAAGAUGAUGUUCAAGUCAAAGUGCCGCUGAAGAUCCGUGGCUCUUCAUCAUCAUCAUCAUCUGCACGGAGUCCAUGUCUUCAUAUAUCUCUUCAGUUCUCCCCAAAAGAAUCAUUGCCUGAAAGACAGAGAUCUGCUCUUCCUGUUCUGUGGUCUCCUCUUUCCGCAGAGGCCGAGAAAGCCGAGUCUGUUGUAAAAGUAGGCCUGCGAAAGAUGAAAACUUUCAACCAUUGCAUGUCAAACCGCCAGUCAUCGGAAAAGGAGACUAGUAAGAAAGAGGGAAGCAGCGGAAGCGGAAGUGAAAGCAAAAGCCCUGAGAGAAGUCUUGACUCCGAGUCUUCUUAUCCUUGUGAUACAGAUUCUCUGGAUGAAGGCGGCGAUGCUGAUGCUGCGGAUGAAUCAGAAGAGAACAAGGAGAAUGCAAGCGGCGUGGCUGAUCCUGUUAACUACAAAACACUCCGGCACGCGAAUUGGGCUAGAGGCUCUUUUCAUGCUGACACAAACCCUGAGGAUGAUGAUUUGAUAUACUACAGCCAUCGCAGUCCAUUAGCAGAGACCGGGGAUUGCUGUGAUGAGGUUUCAAAUAGUGCAGUGAGCUCGGAGCAGGCGAAGAAGAGAAUGUUGUCUUGGAAGAAGAGAAGACUCAGUUUUAGAUCUGCUAAACAGAAAGGCGAACCUCUUCUUAAGAAGGACUGUCUUGAAGAAGGUGGUGAUGAUAUCGAUUUUGACCGUAGACAACUAAGUUCAUCCGAUGAGUCUACCUCUGAUUGGUACAGGUCUGAUGAUUCAACCAUGAAACCAUUAUCUGAGUUUGGAGACGAUGACUUUGUUGUUGGUAGUUGGGAGAACAGAGAGAUUAUAAGCCGUGAUGGGCUGAUGAAACUCACGGCUCGAGUGUUUCUCGCUUCGAUCGAUCAAAGAAGCGAGAGAGCUGCUGGAGAAAGCGCCUGCACAGCCUUAGUAGCGGUGAUGGCGCAUUGGUUAGGAUCCAACAGAGACAUAAUCCCAACAAG
This is a messenger RNA of Microthlaspi erraticum, 1469 nucleotides long. NCBI's taxonomy places the organism in Eukaryota, Viridiplantae, Streptophyta, Magnoliopsida, Brassicales, Brassicaceae. The record is from the annotation of a GenBank genome assembly.